This is a messenger RNA of Cuculus canorus (common cuckoo), 6345 nucleotides long. RefSeq lists its product as uncharacterized. Gene Ontology annotation, biological process: regulation of transcription by RNA polymerase II. The coding region runs from base 408 to 4586 and encodes 1392 amino acids. The record is from RefSeq and is a predicted model, not a curated record. The transcript has 13 exons. Lineage: Eukaryota; Metazoa; Chordata; Aves; Cuculiformes; Cuculidae. Gene Ontology annotation, molecular function: RNA polymerase II cis-regulatory region sequence-specific DNA binding; DNA-binding transcription factor activity.
CCCCUUCCGUCCAGCCAUUGGCCUGUGCGCCUGAAGCCACGCCCCCUCCUAACAGUCAGUGGUCCGCGGCCUGCGAGAGCCGCGCGGAUUGGCUGAGCCUUCGCCCCGCUCCUUCCGCCCGGCCAUUGGUCCGCGCGCGCCAAGCCCAGCCCCCUUCGCUCAUUCAUUGGUUCGCGGCCAGCGAGCUCCGCUCUGAUUGGCCAAGCCUCCUCCUCGUCCGCUCUGGGCUGGGGCUUGCGCAUGCGCAGUCCUCCUCCCCGCUCGGGGUCGCUGCGGCGCCUUUCCCAUCAUGCUCCGCGCCCUCGGCAUGGCCGCUGUGCUCCGCCGCUACUGAGGAGGCGCCGGGCCCGCCCCGCUCCGCUCCGUUCCGUUCCGCCCCGCCGCCACCACCACCGCUCCCACCCGCCAUGGCUGACUGGGCCCCCGCUCAGGACCUGGAGUGGGAGAUGGAGCCUCAGGAGCUGCCCCUGGAGCAGCAGCCGCCGCCCCCCGCCGCUGGUGAGAACGAAGAAGCCGAACUGCCCGCCGCCGAGAUCUCCCUGACGCUUGUGGCCGAGCUCCAGGCCGUGGACAGGAAGGUGGACGCCCAAGCUGCUCAAUUAAUGAACCUGGAAGGAAGGAUGAGGAUGGCCGAAACAAAGCUGAUCGGCUGUGAGAAGACGGCGGUGGAGUUUGGGAACCAGCUGGAGAGCAAAUGGACGGCGCUGGGCACCCUCAUCCAGGAGUACGGGCAGCUGCAAAAGAGGCUGGAGAACAUGGAGAACCUCCUGAAGAACAGGAACUUCUGGAUCCUGCGGCUGCCCCCCGGGGCGAAGGGGGAGGUCCCCAAGGUCCCUGUGGCAUUCAACGAUGCUUCGUUUAACUUCUCAGAGGAGGAGUGGAAGAGCUUGAACGAGUGGCAGAAGGAGCUCUACAGGCACAUCAUGAAAGGGAACUAUGAGGCCGUCAUCUCGAUGGAUGCUGCCAUUUCGAAACCUGACCUCCUGUCACGGAUUGAGCAAGGAGAGGAUCCCAAUGCGGAGGAUCAGGAUGAAUCUGAGGGAGGAGAAACCCCUACGGACCCCAGCACUGAGUUUUCCUUUCCUGGUCCUGAUGACUAUUCGUGGAGCAAAUACGAAGAGACUCUGGCUGAAAGCCCCAACGAGGGCUCUGACGAAGAGGAAUGCCUGGAGGUCCCUAGUACAUUGUCUGGGCUUUCCCGAGAAGUCUUUAUCCGUGAUCCGGACGAGGGGAUCGAGUGCUCCCUCAGUCAGUUUGCAGAUGACACCAAGUUGGGCGAGAGUGUCGAUCUGCUUGAAGAUGAACAGCAGUGCGAUGAGGAAGGUUCUGAAAGCCUUGAGCUUCCCACCUCAUUGACAGGAAAGUGGGAAGAGGUUUUCUCCAGCCCAGAAGAAGAAGCAAAACCAAGCAGCAAAAGCCGUAGCGGAUCAACCCAGCAGCAGAGAACGGGCAACGGGCUGAGGCGCUCUUCUCGCCGUGGGAGAGAUAUGGCCAAGAAGGACAUUCCUGAGGACGUGGCGGCAGUGGAAGGGCCGUACAUCUGCUGCGAGUGCGGGCAGAGCUUCCUAGACAAGCAGCUCUUCGCCACCCAUCAGAAAGCCCACGCCAACGAGGAAGCUUGCACUUCCUUGGAGCACGGAGAAAGCUUCAGGCAGAAAUCCAAAACGAGCGCUGGGCCCUCCCGUUCCAAACAGUCCAAGCGCUCUUCCGAUGGGGAGAAGAGCUCCGGUUUCAAGUAUGGCUUGGUCCGACACCAGGUGAACAACAUGGUGGAGCGACCCUACACUUGCUCCCAGUGCAAGGAGAGCUUCAGCCUGGAAGUGAGCCUUAUCCUGCACCAGAAGCUCCAUACGGAGAAGGGCGAUGGGCCGCUGACGUGCACCUACUGCGGGAAGGACUUCCGAGACCUUUCCAAAGCCAUCCGCCAUCAGCGCAUCCAUACUGGCGAGAGGCCAUACCAGUGCACCGAAUGCGGGAAGAGCUUCAUCCGGCGCGACCACCUGCUCAAACACUGGCGCGUCCACACCGGAGAGACUCCCUACCAAUGUCCCGUCUGCGGGAAGCACUUUCGCUACAAAGAGUCGCUGAAUUGUCACCAGAAAAUCCACUCCCGUAACCCUCGGCCGAUGGAGGAUUCGCAGCACAACCUGGAGUCGGGCACUCAAACUGGCCAUUUUUGCGUGAAAACAGAGACUAAGCAGGGCCGCUGUUCCCCCCCGCUGCCCCUCCCGCCCCCCCCCGCUCCUCCCUGGGCCGCGGCGCCCUCGAGCGCCCCGUGCGGCGGCGGCGGAGGCAGCGGCGGGGCCGGGGCGGCGCGGAGCAGCGGCGGAGCCGGGACCCGCAGCCGCGGCCGCUCUCUUCGCCUCCGCCGUCCCCUCCCUUCCCCGUCGGCGCUUUUCCCUUCCCCCCUCCCCUUUCCUUUCCUUUCCUCCGUUAUCUUUUUUCCCCCCCUCUCUCCCUCCGUUUCUCCCCCCGGUCCCGGCGGGUCUCGCCGCGCCGCCCCCGCCGCGCCGGGCCCUGCCCGAUGCCCGGUGCCGGAGGGAGGUGAAGGAGCGAACGGGCGCCGGGUCCCCCCGGGCACGGAACAAAGCGCCAUGGCCGAGGCGCCGGAGCCGGUGCUGCCGCCGCGUUGCCCCUCACCCCUCCGGCCCCCCGCCGGCCCCGAACGCACGUCGGAACGGGAGACACAGACGGCCGAGCUGUCACUGACGUUGGUGGCAGCCGUGCAGGCGGUGGAAAGGAAGGUGGAUUCCCAUUCCACUCGUCUCCUCGACCUGGAAGGUCGGACUGGGAUGGCGGAGAAGAAGCUGAUCGACUGUGAGAAGACGGCGGCUGAGCUGGGGAACCAACUGGAGAGCAAAUGCGCGGCGCUGGGGACCCUCAUCCAGGAGUACGGGCUGCUCCAACGGCGCCUGGAGAACAUGGAGAACCUCUUGAAGAACAGGAACUUCUGGAUCCUACGGCUGCCCCCGGGCAGGAAGGGGGAGAUCCCCAAGGUGCCGGUGACAUUUGAUGACGUGUCUGUGUAUUUCAACAACAAGGAAUGGGAGAAGCUGGAGGAGUGGCAGAAGGAGCUCUACAAGAAUGUGAUGAAGGGGAACUACGAGUCUCUGAUCUCUCUGGACUAUGCGAUCUCCAAACCUGGUGUUUUGUCUCAGAUCGAGCAAGGAGAGGAAGUGCGGGUCAGGAACGAGCAGGACUUGGAGGAGAGCGAGAUCAUGACCGAUGCCACCGCAGCUGGGAUAAGGGUUGUGAUCAAAACGGAGGAGCUCCUUCCUGAAGACAGCCCUGAAAACCCUGAGCUGCAUGGGAUGUCCGGACAGUCGGAAGGGAGCUUCCAAAGUCCGGAUGAGGAAGCAGCCUGCGAGAGCCCCUACGGCUCCGUCUCACCUCCGAGGGACCUCCCGGGAACCAGCCUGGGUGACUCGUCUGAAUACGGAGCUGACUUCAAUGAGAUCCAGAGAGUCAUUGUUCACCACGGGAACUGCACAGAGGAUGGGAUCGUGAUCAAGACAGAGGAGGAGGAGGAGGAUGAUGACGCCGACACCCUGGAGCCGUGUGCCAUGUUCUCAGGCAGGACGGAGCCGCCGGCGUUCCCCAGCCACGAGGCCGGGCUGGGCUGCGAGGCGCAGUGCAGCUCCAAAACGCAGCCCAGGAGCCUGGCGGCCACCCGCAUGGGCAAACCUUCCACCUGCGAGAGGGACUCCGGGGAAAUGAAACCGGCCAUCGCCCAGCAGCGGAACCGGACGAGGGAGAGACCCUACAUCUGCCCGGAGUGCGGGAAGAGCUUCAUGCUGAAGAUCAACUUCAUGAUCCACCAGCGCAACCACCUCAAGGAAGGGCCCUACGAGUGCCACGAGUGCGACCUCAGCUUCCGCAACAAGCAGCAAUUCCUGCUGCACCAACGUAGCCACACGCGCCGCGGCGUAGGUGUCCCGCGGCGCCCGGAGCACGGCCUCAAGCCCCAAGCUCGGCCUCCGCCACCGGGGAAGCCCUACAAGUGCUCCGAGUGCGAGAGUAGCUUCAGCCACAAGUCGAGCCUCAGCAAACACCAGAUCACCCACGUCGGAGAGCGGCCCUUCACCUGCGGCGAGUGCCGGAGGAGCUUCCGCCUGCAGAUCAGCCUCAUCAUGCACCAGAGAAUCCACGCCGGCAAAAGCGAGAUGGCUUUUCUUUGCCCCCAGUGUGGGAAGAACUUCACCCGACCCUCCCACCUCCUGCGGCACCAGCGGACUCACACCGGCGAGCGGCCCUACCAGUGCAGCCAGUGCGAGAAAACCUUCAGCGAGAAGUCCAAGCUCACCAACCAUUACCGCAUCCACACCCGGGAGCGCCCGCACGCCUGUGCCGUUUGCGGGAAAGGUUUUAUCCGUAAGCACCACCUUCUGGAACACCAACGCAUCCACACGGGCGAACGGCCCUACCACUGCACCGAGUGCGGCAAGAACUUCACCCAGAAGCAUCACCUCCUGGAGCACCAGCGCGCUCACACCGGCGAGCGGCCCUACCCCUGCACCGAGUGCACCAAGUGCUUCCGCUACAAGCAGUCCCUCAAGUACCACCUGAGGACGCACAUGGGAGAGUGAGGGGCUGCCGACGGGCUUCCUCUCCCUCCAUCCAUCCCUCCAACCCUUCUCCUCCGCUCAUCUCUCCCACCUUCCCUCCAUCCCUCCCCCUCCAGCUCAGGGCAUGGACAUCAAGGAUGCUUUGUGUGUGGUAGCGCCGCUGCUCUGGUGGAGACGUCUAGGCUGAUUGGGAAUAAAUUAAUUAAUUAAAGCAAAGCAACGUGCGGCAAAAUUAAAAAGAGAAAAAAAAAAAUUAUAUAUAUAAAAUUAACAGAAACAGCUGAUUUAGGGGGAAUCUUCACCAUCAGAAACAAAGCAAACCGACCGACGACAAAAGAAACCUGCGCAGGGUGUUUGGCCGGAGUAGGACUCGUUAACUGCUUUUUAAAAAAAACUACUGUUUUGGGGUUUUUUUUUAAUAAAUGUGGAGGAACUUUUUAUUUGAUAAGCAAACUUAGGAUCACCAAGAUAUUUUUCUUUUUUUUUUUUGGUUUCGAAUGCUCUGUAGGCUGAUUCUGGCACAGUCGCUUUUGGCCAGGAGCUCCGGUCAUCCGGGUUGGCUGCGAGAGCCGCUCAGCAGCGCCGGCUAACGAGGAGCUCGCAGCCAGGGGGGAAGCGAGGAAGAAAUAGAUCCAAAUAAUGACCAGGAGGUUCUCGGUGUGUCUAGAUUGGAAGCGCUGAUAGGUGCCUGCCCGGCUCUCGGAGCUGUGAAGCACUCCUGAAUUAUAAAAUAGAAUAAAAUAGUUGCAGUAAACCCCUUUUUUUGGUAGGACCCCAUCAACAAGGCUCCUCCAAGCACUCAUUUCUAGCGUUUCAUCCUUCCGCAGCGGCAGGAACUGGGCGCUCAGCCCUCUCACCGCGACGAGAGCUGCGUGGAAGGCAUCGUUGGCCGGCAAAGGGGGGGGUGGUUGUAGAUGCGGGUCUUGCCGUGGGUCGUGCUGUUUAGAGCUCGAUGUGUUUUAACUGCUCUUCUGCUCCUCUGCUCUCCUCGAAUCACACCCGGGAGCAGCGAGAUUCCUGCUCCAGAUGGAGGAGCAGCUCGGGGCUUCCCGUGGGAGAGCCCGCUGCCAGCGCCCCUCGCCACGGGGCUGUGGCCGGAGUCCCGGUGACGGAGCCAUGGGUCAUUCUUGGGUUGUUGGUUUGAGCUCCUGGCUCCAGCGGCUCGGUUCUCCGUGGUCUCAUCCUCAUCGCAGCUUGGGCUGUGGAAGGGUGAGAUGCACCCAAAAGAUCGGGCUGGGGGCCAGAGCCGUGACUCUCGUUCCGUGGUGCUCAGCAGGCUCCUGGCCAGGGGGUGGCGUGGGGAGGACAGUGUCAGAUCUCAUGUUGGCAUCAAUAAACAGAGCGAUGAUGGGAUAAAUUGUCGGGACCUGUUAAUUAUAGACUCAUAGAAUGGUUUGGAUUGGAAGGGCUCUCAAAGCUCAUCCAGUUCUACCCCCUGCUGUGGGCAGGGACACCUCCCGCUGGAUCAGGUUGCUCCAAGCUCCAUCCAACCUGGCCUUCAACACCUCCAGGGAUGGGAUCUGGGGGUUCUGGUUGGUGGCAAGUUAGAACCAUGGAACCAUGGGAUGGGUUGGGUUGGAAGGGACCUCGAAGCCCAUCCAGUUCCACCUCCCUGCCAUGGGCAGGGACACCCUCCCGCUGGAUCAGGUUGCUCCAAGCCCCAUCCAACCUGGCCUGGAACACCUCCAGGGAUGGGGCAGCCACCACGUCUCUGGGCAACCUGUUCCAGGGCCUCCCCACCCUCACAGCAAAACAUUUCCCCCUAAGAUCUCAUCUUGAU